AUGUCCCUGUUUGUAAUAAAAUUCAUUACAAAUAGACUUAUUAAAGAUAAUCAAUGGAAUAAAUUUGCGGUGGAGGACCCUUACUAUGAGUAUUUCCCCAUUGCCCGAGACUCUAAGGGGAAUACCACCAAGACUAAACGGGUCAAGAGAAGAGUCCCCGAUGGAAUUUCUCCAAAUGACUAUAAGAUAUUAAAUAAGGUUCGGAAAAAAGCUUAUAGAUAUGAUAUGUCUUUAAAUCUUUUAGGUAUCAAGGUUGGUUGGACUAAUAUUGUGGGGCUAAUUCCAGCUUUUGGGAGCAUUAUUGCAAUUUACUGGUCGUUAUCCAUUUUUUCAUUAGCCAGAAAAAUUGACGAUGGAUUACCACUUGAUUUACAAUUAUUGUUUUUAAUCAAUAUUCUCAUUGAUUUUGCCCUUUCGUUAAUCCCAAUUGUGGGUGAUAUCAUUGAAAUUGGCUACAAAGCCAAUCUGAGAAAUUUCUUAUUACUAAAUAAACAUUUAAUCAAAGUUGGGGAAAAAAACUUGGGGUUAAUUGAUGAAUCAGAAGUUAGACCCAAUUUCAUUAAUGAUAAGGUUUCGCCCUUUGUUGACGACAAGGUUAAACCGGGUGCUAUCAAGGCUGGGGAAUCAGUUCAAAAUUUUGUAAAUAAACAUUUGCAUUCUGGUUCCUCGACUCCUUCUUCAAAUUCCGCUUCUUCUUUUGCUUCUCGGUCUCCUACUUUGCAAACUUCCUCAACAACAGUAACUACGUCCUCCCAACCUUACCAUGAAAAUGUCCAUCUUCCCAAGAAACUGAAAGCUUCCUACGAUGACGAUGCUACAGUUGUUGAUAAUAAAAGCAUAAGAAGCCUUGGUUCCUUCGCCCGCAAGGAUUCUUUCUCCCAGAUGGAUUCCGAUAAGUCAUCCUUACAUCACCAC
Messenger RNA from Hyphopichia burtonii NRRL Y-1933, 915 nucleotides. RefSeq names its product DUF4112 domain-containing protein. The transcript has a single exon. The record is from RefSeq and is a predicted model, not a curated record. The annotation marks the transcript as partial. Lineage: Eukaryota; Fungi; Ascomycota; Pichiomycetes; Serinales; Debaryomycetaceae.